Molecule: messenger RNA, 1770 nt
Organism: Caenorhabditis briggsae
Lineage: Eukaryota; Metazoa; Nematoda; Chromadorea; Rhabditida; Rhabditidae
Exons: 7
Coding region: 1-1770 (589 amino acids)
Source: RefSeq, a predicted model, not a curated record
AUGAGCGCAUCCAUUACAUGGCGCACAGUUAUGCGUCGAAUAGAAAAUAUGGAUUUUGAGAGUAAAAUACGAAUGGUUCGAAGGUAUCCUAAACGUCGGCUCGCUAUUAUCAUUGGAGUGUGUCUUUUUAUUGUAUUCCUUUUCACACGAGGAACUUCCAACGGCUCAUCGUUUCCAAAACAACAACAGUGCUCGGAUGAAAAGCUGAAAUUAUGGGGAAAAGAGAUUAAUGAAUUUGACACUGGAAUCAAUAAUCAGAGUGUGGAGUUCGUUGGAAAUGGAUAUUUCGGUGUCGAUUCACUAGGACAGUUGAGAGUACAGGACAAAAAUCGAGUACUUGAUGUAGAUACCAACUUCUAUCCCGGACUGAAAAUCGAAAUCGACGGGCCACAGCCAAUGGAAGUCACCAAAAUGACGGAUUUCAAGAAUGGAUUGUAUAAAGUAGUUCGGUGUUUUUCAAUGGACGGCGAAUGCGCAUGUGUGACUUCUCAACUCUACGCUCAUCGUACAAGACCCAACUACUUUGUUCAAAUCGUUCAGAUUUCAAAUCCAACGAAAUCCACCGUCCGCAUCAAUCUUGCAAGGAUUAGUUCAAAUUGGUGGUCCCAUUCGAAAUCUGGCGAUUUGUCCAUCAAUCAACGACAAAUUGGUAGUGCAUCGUACGCUAUCAUCUGUACAGAUCCACCUGGCAAAGUUAUAGUAGCUCAAAAACGCGAGGAAUCUUUUCGUUUCACUUGUUCGAUUGUGUCCAAACCAACAAGCGAAGAAGCAUCUCGUGAUGCGGUGCGUCUGUUUCAAUCUGGAAAAGAUGCCAAAACUUUGGAUUCUGAGCAUUUUGAAGGAUGGACGAAGAUGCAUCUGACGGGAUUCACUGUAUCAAAUUCAAAAGCACCGAAUACAUUAAACGGAGAUAGAAUCAACGCGACCAAGUAUAUCCUUCUGAGUAACUUGCGAGCCCCUACUAUCGAGUAUGGAGCAACGUUGGAAACAGUUAAACCACUCGAAGCCCUUGCUCGAAAAAGUGAGCUGUGUUACACUGGACACUCAAACCUUCUUUUCCCAUCUCGUCUUUGGCAAGAUUGGGAUACUCCGACAAGACUUAUCGCACUGGUCAACACGUGGAUGCUGACAUUCCAAAAAAGAGGAUGUACUAAUCUUUUGAGCACUGGAGCCAUCGGUGUCUCACAAGCGUUCGUACAAUCUCUGACAGCCUCCAGUUAUCACGAUUCGCAUUUGGAAGUGGCGCUGGAUGCUCACGAUUUGCAUCGAGAGAUGAGUUUCUACGGAGUACCAGUUUAUUCAAACAUGGGUAUAGUUGGAACGAUUCGAGUGGAUAUAAAGCUAGACGAAGAAAACAGGCCGUACUUUUUGGUAACAUCUUCAAAUCAAUUGUUUGCGUGUGAUGGAGGAUGCCUAGACACUCCGGUUUCGUUAGGGAAAAUUGCAACUCAAUUACCUGUCAAGGUAACAAAACCAGUCACUUCUCUUCUCUAUAUUGCACCAUCCCGUAGACAUCUUGAACUGCUCAAGAGUGCGAUACAUGUGUCAGAAGUUGGUUCUGCUCCAGCCCACGAAGAAGAAGUGAUCGAGAUGCAUCGAUCGGGAGAGGCAACUGGAGGAUUGACAACAUUCUGGGUGUUUGUCGUUGUUGCUGUCGUUGCAUUCCAUUUGGUUGUGGCGAAAAUCGUUUGGAAUGAAUAUCGGAAAGGCGACAUGACACCUUACAAUCCGUACUUGAGGAAUCGAUAUUCUUCAUUGAGACCACAUUGA